This is a messenger RNA of Trametes versicolor FP-101664 SS1, 1605 nucleotides long. RefSeq lists its product as uncharacterized. The transcript is spliced from 2 exons. The record is from RefSeq and is a predicted model, not a curated record. Gene Ontology annotation, molecular function: protein binding. NCBI's taxonomy places the organism in Eukaryota, Fungi, Basidiomycota, Agaricomycetes, Polyporales, Polyporaceae. The coding region runs from base 1 to 1605 and encodes 534 amino acids.
AUGGAUGACACACCCCAACACCCAGUGGCAUACGCCACCGCCCCAUAUCCAUUCGACCUGGAGUCGGCCGACAUGAUUCUUCGUACGCCAGACCGCGUAGACUUCCGCGUCCACAAAGCCAUCCUCGCUAUCAUUUCCCCCGUCUUCGCCACGAUGUUCCAGCUACCACAACCCUCGCACCCCGCGUCUGCGUCGUCUAUUCCUGUAGUAGACGUCUCGGAGGAUAGCAAGACGCUGGAUACUCUCUUGCGCUUGUGCUAUCCCGUCACAAAGAACGAAGCUGCGAAUGUCGAUGCGAUCGUCCCCGCUCUCGUCGCGGCGAUGAAGUACGACAUGGAGUGGCCUGUCUCAACCCUCAGCGAACAGGUCGAAGAGGCCGCUUUCCAAGAGCCUUUGCGCACCUGGGCCAUUGCCUGCCGGAUCGGCUCCGAGACGAUCGCGCUUACAGCUGCCUCCUUCCUCCUGAAAAGCAAAGACGUUUCCGCGCGCAAUCUGCCCUUCAUCGUGGAAAUGGAGGGUGCCGCUGCUUUGGACGGGGCCUCUGCCGGGGACUACUUCCGCUUGGACGAGUUCCUGCGCAAGAAGGGAAAGGUCGGCAGUGAUUUCCGCAUGCUAUCCACGCUGGAUCCAUUUACUGGUAGGGCUGCCGCCCCUCCGUGCGACGAUGCCCAUGUCGAGUUCUCACUCACAAUCCCUCUCCCUGAUGUCAUCUGUCGCUCCUCGGACGGCGUCGACUUCAAGGCACAUCGGGCUAUCCUCUCACUUAAUUCCAUUGUUUUCCGACAGACACCGCCGGUUGCAGAACAUCCCGACUUGCAUAUGUUACGCUCCCCAGUCCCAGUCCUCCAAUUCGACGGCGACGCUCAAACAUUGUUCGCCGUUCUGAGGAUCUGCUACGGCGCCGCAUUGUCCAGUCUCCCUCACCUAGCACGGGUAAUCGCCGUCUGCGGGAAGUAUAAUAUGGAGACUUUACAGCGUAUAACCGAAUGUAUGUGGGAUCGACAAGCUGCUUUGAUUCCGCUCGACGCGUACUUCAUCGCCUCGCAGCACUAUCUGGACUCCCAUGCUCAGGCAGCUGCGAAGCUCAUCUUUUCGCCGCUGGCGCUCGGACCACUACAGUGGAAGUAUACGACGAGGAUGGAGAACGCCCCCGCGAAGGUUUACCACCGACUCAUCAACUAUCUUUAUUCGUGCCGGCGUGCUGUGGGUCUGGUGUUGAAGGAGGCGAAGGAUAACUGGCCGAUCUCUGCCCCCCGGGAUACAUUGCAACGAAACAAGAUCGAUAUCUUGGCUAGUGUUCCCCGGACAGAGGGAUCGGGGAGCGGGCACGAAAACGCGGGCGUGGCGGAGCAUAUGCCAGCUCAGCGGUGGUUUGGCGAUUACUUGGACUUGGUCAGCUUCGACCCAGGCCUGGCUCGGCACCGUGACGGAGGCGACUGGACAUCUUUUGUGGGCCCUCUUGCGCUGCUCCAGGAGGUAUCAGCAGAGUCGGCGCGGGCCUUGUGUAGCGGCGCCACCUUCAUUAUCGAGGAGAUACUCCACGUUGGAGGGACUUUACCACAGAAGCUCGCUUCUGCUGUCGAAGAGAUCCAACUGGAGGUAUAA